AUGAACCCCGACCUUGACUUCACCUACUCUGAAAACACAUACUACUGCAAGCUCUGUCCCCUAGCGAGGGGGACAACGCAUUGGAGUCGCCAUGUCCGUUCCGCGGCCCACCAACGGAACGUCGAGCGGCUCGAGACCGCUAGCCGGCCAAUUUCUCCUCCGAGGCCGAUUUCUCCGGACCCCAUCGCGGCAGCAAGAGCUCCACCCGCGCAAGCAGAAGACGCUGUAUUCCACGUUGGCGGCCCGGGCUUAUUUGAACUCAACAAAGACCCCCCCAUCUCUGCCCCUUAUGUCCAGGGAUUCAUCGCCGCCCUCGCGGCGGACCAUAGACCCAUUGCCCAGGCCCACUACUCACAGCUCCGUUCAGACCUCAUGGCCAUCGCUUGCCACAAGGGGGAUCGCAUCCCCGAAGAAGAUGCUCCGGUCGUGUGGACCGAUAAGAGGUCCAACCGGGUGGACAGAAGUGGCUGGUUCCCGUUCAAAAGCAAACUCGACCUUGUUGCUUCCUUGGUGAUCGUCUAG
This is a messenger RNA of Puccinia triticina, 522 nucleotides long. RefSeq lists its product as uncharacterized. The transcript has 4 exons. Lineage: Eukaryota; Fungi; Basidiomycota; Pucciniomycetes; Pucciniales; Pucciniaceae. The record is from RefSeq and is a predicted model, not a curated record. The coding region runs from base 1 to 522 and encodes 173 amino acids.